Messenger RNA from Knipowitschia caucasica, 3822 nucleotides. The record is from the annotation of a GenBank genome assembly. Lineage: Eukaryota; Metazoa; Chordata; Actinopteri; Gobiiformes; Gobiidae.
AUGGGGACCACACCAUGGCUCCUCUACAUCGCCCUGCUCCCAGUGGUUCUUGCUCAAAAUGCCGUAGCUCCAGCCAACUCCUCCCACUUGAACCAGGUUUGCACCACCUGGGGGAACUCUCACUGGAAGACGUAUGACGGCCAGUUCUACACCGUGCCUUCCGCCUGCAAUCACGUGGUGACGUCAGUGUGCGACGACAGCAGUGGCAUCUUCUUUACCAUCCAGAUGAAACGCUCGCUCGACACAGAUAAUCAUACCAUCAAGCAAAUCCUGAUUAAAGUAGAGGGGACAAUCAUUGAGCUGGACAGUUCCUCUGAUACCACUGCCAUUGUUGAUGGCCAGACGGUGAAACUCCCUCAUGUUGUGUAUGGGGUCAGUCUGUUUUCCACCCUCUCCAGUAUAACAGUGGAUGCCACUGUGGGCUUCAAAGUAAUCUGGAAUCUGGAUGACUCCCUGGAUAUUGAGAUGGACAAUCAGUUCCGGGGCCAGCUGUGUGGAUUGUGUGGCAACUUUGAUGGUGCUUUGAAUGACUUCAUACAAGACGGGUUCCUGUUGUCCUUGCAGGAUUUUGCAGAAGCCUACAAAGUGAAUGGUCCUACAGAAAGUUGUGACGUUCCAUCGCCGCCUCCUGUCCAAAGCUGUGUGGAGGAGGAAUUCUGUCAGAACAUAUUUUCCAGCAUUCCAUUCAAAGACUGUGUCGAUGUCUUGAAUGUGGAGGAAUUUAUAUCUAUGUGCAGGUUUGACAUGUGCUGCAACAUCUCUGUUCCCUGCAAAACUAUUUCAGAGUUUUCCAGAGAGUGUGUCCAUGCUGGUCGGAGACCACCGACGUGGAGGAGCGAGUCUAUGUGCAAUGUACAGUGUCCAUAUAACAUGGUGUUCCAAGAGUGCAGCUCGGCAUGUCAGGACACCUGCUCCAACAACCAGGCCAGUCAGACUUGUGACAGCCACUGUCUGGACCGGUGCACCUGCCCCUCAGGGAUGUGCUCUUUGGUGGGAGGGGCCCACAUCAACACCUUUGACGGAAAGAACUACUUCUUUCAUGGAGAUUGCGGCUACGUGCUCACCAAGAGCAAUGGGUCAGAAUUCACAGUGGUGGCGGACGUGGAGAAGUGCGGCCUGUCUGACAUCGGGACCUGCCUACGUGGAGUCACCCUGGCUCUGUACUCCUCCUCUCUGAUUGUGAAAAUCAAAGCAUCUGGGCAGGUGUUUGUGAACAACAUGUUUUCACAGCUCCCUCUCUUCACCCCCGACAUCUCUGUGUUCAAGCCUUCCAACACCCACACUGUGAUCAGCACCAAAGUGGGCCUGCAGCUCUUAGUGCAAAUCAAACCGAUCAUGCAGGUCUUUGCCACAGUAGACGCCUCCAUCAGAGAAACAACCUUGGGUUUGUGUGGGGACUUUAAUGGCAAGGAACUGGACGACUUUAAGGCAUUAAGCGGUUUGACGGAGGCCACGAGUGCAGCUUUUGCCAACUCAUGGAAAACUCGAGCCAUGUGUCCGGACAUCCAGCAGAAACUGCAAAACCCAUGUACCCAGGCCAUCAGCAAAAAGGACUACGGUGACUACUGGUGCCAAAAGAUGGGCGAACAACUGUUUGCUCAAUGCCAUUCUGCUGUUGAUUUCAACGACUGGGUGAUGAAGUGUAAAUAUGACGUGUGUGCCGGGGAAAACAGUGAGGAGUCUUUGUGUGCGUCCGUGUCCUCCUACGUCCAGACAUGCUCCAUGGCAGGGGUCUACGUCCAAAACUGGAGAGAUCUCAUGUGUGCUAAAUACAGCACAUGCCCGACGGGAACCGUAUACAGUUAUAACAUGACGAGCUGCCAACGCACCUGCAAAUCCCUGAACCAGAAAGACUACACAUGCCAGAACAACAUCCCUGUGGUGGAUGGCUGUGGCUGUGCUGAGGGGACUUACCUGAACUCAGAUGGCCAGUGUGUGCCCCCCACUGACUGCCCCUGCUACGAUGACGACAAUAUCAUCCCACCAGGACAGAGCAUCCACAAGGACGGAUACAAGUGUAUCUGCAGAGCUGGAGUUCUGAAAUGUGCCGGAAGCUCAGUGAAAGACAACUGCACCGCUCCCAUGCAGUACUUUGAGUGUUCUUCUGCCCCUGGGGAAACCGGGAGUGAAUGCCAGAAGAGCUGCAACACUUUAGACAUGCCUUGUAUCAGCUCAGGCUGCACCUCUGGCUGCAUGUGUUCACCUGGCAUGGUGUCUGAUGGGAAUGGUGGGUGUAUCACAGAGAGCCAAUGCCCCUGUCUGCACAAUGGGAACAUCUACCAUCCUGGAGAAACCCUCACUGUGGACUGCAACACCUGUUCUUGCAAAGACCGAAAGUUCACUUGCACCUCUAAUGUCUGUGACUCUGUAUGUGGAAUUUACGGAGAUGGACACUAUGUCACAUUUGACGAUAAGCGAUAUGACUUCAAUGGACAAUGCCAGUACACACUGCUGCAGGACUAUUGCAAUGGCACGAACAGCGGUACUUUCAGAAUCAUCUCUGAGAACAAGCCAUGUGGGACAACUGGCACGACCUGCUCCCGAAGCAUUAAGAUAUACCUUGGGGAAGAAGAAUACCAACUGCGUGAGGAGAAAUUCCAUGUGGUCAAGGGCGGCACAGUUAAACCUGCGCAGGUGCGAAAGAUGGGCUUAUAUUUGGUGGUGACCUUGGAGAUGGGCCUGGUUCUCAUGUGGGACAUGAAGACAAGCCUUUUCAUUAAACUUAACCCCGAGUAUGAGGGUCGUGUAUGUGGAUUGUGUGGACAAUAUGAUGGUAAAAGUGCCAAUGACUUCACUACGCGCAAUGGGGAGCUUGUGAACGACGUAUUGGUGUUUGGGAACAGCUGGAAGGUCUCGUCUAGUUGCCCCAACGCUGGACUCAUUAGCGACCCCUGCAGCACCCACGGCUACCGCGCAGCCUGGGCACAAAAACAGUGCAGCAUCAUCAUCAGUGCCACUUUCAAAACAUGCCAUUCACAGGUUGACCCUGGCCCAUACUUUGACUCAUGUGUCAGAGACUCUUGUGCUUGUGACACUGGUGGGGACUGUGAAUGUUUAUGUACGGCUGUGGCUGCUUACGCAAAGGCUUGUAAUGAAGCCGGUGCAUGUGUCAGAUGGAGAACACCAACGCUGUGCCCUGUCUUUUGUGACUAUUACAACAAACCUGGAGAUUGUGAAUGGCACUAUAAACCCUGUGGAGCCAGCUGCAUGAAGACCUGUAGAAAUCCAUCAGGGAACUGCUCUAGUCUUAUCACUGCAGUUGAAGGCUGUUAUCCGCAAUGCCCACCGAGUCAACCAUUUUUUGAUGAGGACAGCAUGACAUGCGUUACCAAGGAUACAUGUGGCUGUUUUGAUGAGAAUGGCAAUCAUUAUCAUGUUGGAGAGCCUGUUCCUUCGGGCAACUGUAACACUUGUGUUUGCGCCAUAAGUGGAAUACAUUGUGACUACAAUACAAGUGCUUGCAAAUGCUACAUAAAUGGGAACAUCUACCAAUAUGGAGAAGUCAUAUACAACACCACGGAUGGACUUGGAAACUGUAUCACUGCAGAAUGUGGGGAAGAUGGAGAAGCAAAAAGAAAAGUGUAUCCUUGCGUCUUCACAACCACAGCUGUUCCGACAACAUUUGUUUUUACUACAACAAAACCAAUAACCACAGGCCCAGGCCCAAUAACCACAGUUACAACAGGCCCAACCACAGAAUCUACAACGACUGCAGAAACAACUACAACAGGUCCCGUGGAACCAACUACCAGUGAAGUAACAACAGUGGUUUCAACUACACCGUCUGUCACAACUGAAACAACGUCUGUCACAACUUGUUGA